This is a messenger RNA of Maylandia zebra (zebra mbuna), 2646 nucleotides long. Its product is annotated as extracellular calcium-sensing receptor-like. NCBI's taxonomy places the organism in Eukaryota, Metazoa, Chordata, Actinopteri, Cichliformes, Cichlidae. The record is from RefSeq and is a predicted model, not a curated record. Gene Ontology annotation, biological process: G protein-coupled receptor signaling pathway. Gene Ontology annotation, cellular component: plasma membrane. Gene Ontology annotation, molecular function: G protein-coupled receptor activity.
AUGUUCUUUGAUGCUUCUGUAGCUGAAAGACAGCUCCAAAGGACCUGGUUUAAAGAACCUGGUUUAAAGAUAGGGGAUGUGAGAAGUGGUUCUAGUUUACCUCAAUGUGUAAAACUGGAAAGAAGUGAGCUUCUAGCCUUGCACUUGGAUGGCGAUGUUGUGAUUGGAGGGUUUUUCCCUCUGCAUUAUGUUGCCAGUGAUCCACAGUAUAGCUACAAAACUAAACCAGAAACUACAUCUUGCAGCGGCUUUGACCUCAGAGCCUUUCGCUGGAUGAUGACCAUGGUGUUUGCAGUGGAGGAAAUUAACCGUAAUUCAAGUCUAUUACCAGGUGUUAAACUAGGCUACCAGAUUAUGGACAGUUGUGACCAUGUCCACACCAGUCUGAAAGUUCUUUUUUCCUUAGUCAGUCACUCUGAAGCAGAAAACACAACAGAAGAAAUAAAGACAAGAGAGUCUUCCACAUGUCUGUAUUAUUCUCCGGUGCCUGCUGUGAUUGGUUUUGCAUCCUCUUCCCCUACAAGAGCUGUAGCUCAAACACUUGGCCCUUUCAACAUACCACUGGUGAGUUAUUUUGCCACUUGUACCUGUCUUACUGAUAAGCAAUUGUACCCAUCAUUCUUGAGAACUGUGCCAAGUGAUCUCUUUCAAGUUAGAGGCCUUGUACAGCUUGUCACUUUCUUUGGCUGGUUCUGGGUAGGCACAAUAGGGACCACGGAUGACUAUAGUCUUUAUGGGAUCCAAGCAUUCUCUGAUCUAUUUGGACAACAAGGUGGGUGUGUAGAAUUUCAUCUCACUAUCUCAAAAUCAUCCACAGUGGCUGAGAUACAAAAAAUAGCAGACAAAUUACAGAGUUCAACUGCUCGGGUUGUGGUGGUCUUUGCCACAGAAGGCCAGCUGGUAGAUUUGUUCUCAGAACUUGCCAGGAGAAAUGUAACAGGGAUACAGUGGAUAGCCAGUGAAGCCUGGGUGACUGCUAGCCGACUGGCUUCACCAAAUUUCCACUAUCUUCUGGAGGGAACACUGGGCUUCUCCUUCCCUGGAGUCAGCAUCCCUGGCUUGAAAGAGUUUCUUUUAAAUGUCCGACCUUCUCCCAAACCAGGAAUGGAAUUUGUCAAUAUGUUCUGGGAAGAGCAGUUUGGUUGUAAGCUAGAGUUUCAAAGAGACAAUGCAGGUGUGGUUGAAAAGCCUUUAUGCACAGGUUUAGAGGAUCUCAGAUAUGUUUACAGCAGUUAUAGUGAUGUAACUAAGGUCAGAAUAUCCUAUAAUGUGUAUAAAGCUGUAUAUGCUAUUGCCCAUGCACUGCACACUUUUUUGAACUGUGAUUCUGUGGGACCUAGCAGGGGAUUAUGUGAGAAGCACAGCUCAUUUUCAAAUGGUCAGUUUCUUCAACAUCUGAAAAUUGUGAAUUUUACCAACCAGUUUCAUGAAAAUGUAUAUUUUGACUCCAAUGGGGAGCCAGUCCCUCUCUAUGAUAUCAUUAAUUGGCAGAAGGACAGCACAGAUGAAAUUAGAUUUAUCAAAGUUGGAAGCUAUGAUGGUUCAGCUCCUCAAAGACAGCAACUGCACAUAGUGAAGGACAUGACUGUAUGGACAAAAGGACAGUCACGGGUUCCUUUAUCUCAAUGUAGUGCUCCAUGUCCCCCUGGCAGCAGGCAGGCCACACGCCAAGGAGAGCCCAAAUGCUGCUUUGAUUGUUUGCCCUGUGCAGAUGGAGAGAUCAGCAACCAGACCGGUUCCACUGAAUGUAUUAAAUGUCCAGAAUACUUCUGGUCAGACAAAGAAAAAGUGAAAUGUGUUGCAGGAGUAGAAGAAUUCCUGUCUUUCUAUGACAAAAUGGGAAUCAUCCUGGUAGCAAUUACCUUGCUGGGUUUCAUACUGACCACCAUCAUCACCAUUGUUUUUCAUCGUUUCCGCUAUACACCCAUCGUCAAGGCCAACAAUGCAGAAAUAAGUUUCUUGCUUCUCCUGUCACUCAAGCUCUGUUUCCUGUGUUCUCUGGUGUUCAUUGGUCAGCCCUCUUGGUGGACAUGUAGGCUCCGCCAGGCAGCAUUUGGGAUCAGCUUUGUCCUGUGUUUGUCCUGCCUCCUUGUUAAGACUAUUGUGGUCCUCCUGGCUUUCCGGGCGAACGUACCAGGUUCCAGGGGUCAGAUGCUGUUUGGAACAUCUCAGCAGAGGAUUCUGAUCUUGUGCACUACAGCUCCUCAGAUCUGCCUCUGUACUGGUUGGGUCUUGGGCGCACCUCCCUUUCCAUUCAGAAAUCCAAACUACCAAGCUUCAACUGGAAAAAUCGUUGUGGAGUGUAAAGAGCCAUGGCCUCCAGGGUUUUACCUGCUGCUUGGCUACAUUGGCCUACUGGCCUUUGCCUGUCUUCUCCUGGCAUUCCUUGGACGCAAACUACCAGACAGGUUCAAUGAAGCAAAGUUCAUCACCUUCAGCAUGCUGAUUUUCUGGGCUGUGUGGAUUUCUUUCAUUCCAGCUUAUGUCAGUUCUCCUGGAAACUUUUCUGUGGCAGUGGAAAUAUUUGCUAUCUUAGCAUCUAGUUAUGGGUUGUUGCUCUGUAUUUUUGUGCCCAAAUGCUAUAUCAUUUUACUGCACCCUGAGAAAAAUAUUAAAAAAGGUAUGACCAGAAAAUGUUGUAGAUGA